Molecule: messenger RNA, 969 nt
Organism: Protobothrops mucrosquamatus (brown spotted pit viper)
Lineage: Eukaryota; Metazoa; Chordata; Lepidosauria; Squamata; Viperidae
Product: RNA exonuclease 5-like
Exons: 9
Cellular component (GO): nucleus
Molecular function (GO): exonuclease activity; nucleic acid binding
Source: RefSeq, a predicted model, not a curated record
UUCUCUGCUCAAAUGUUUGGAGAAAGCCAAAUCAGCUAUGAGCAACUGGGUGAAUUACUGAAGUAUGCCACAGAGGGAAAACAUCACAAUGUCACUCAGCCCAGUUGGUGUCGUAUCCACCACCGAAGGCAGCUGGCUGGUGUCGUAGUGAUAAUUUUGCAUCACGUGGAUCAGCUCCAUUUCUACCGAUACUACCUGCAGUUCAAACAUCUCCGAAAGACCUUCAAACACCGUUUCUGUCUGCCUGCCCUUUCUGGUGACUUUAUCGAAAAACCUGGUGGAUCGGGCACAAACAACUGUCAACAGCUCAGCAGGGAAGAGAUGGAUGAGGAUCCCAUAAUUCAGAAAUACGCCGAAAAGGGCUGUAGUCUCUCAAGUUAUAUUUUAACUGGCGAGGAGAUGCUACUCCAUGAUUACCCUAUAAAAGGGUGUGCUGACUGCAGCCAUUUUGUCCAGACUCACUGCAACGGCCCGGUUACAGAUAGCAGCCCCCUCUUUGGAUUGGACUGCGAAAUGUGUCUCACCGAUAAGGGGUCAAAACUCACCCGGAUUGCAGUGGUGGAUGCUAGCGGACGGUGCCUUAUGAAUGAGCUGGUCAAACCCGAAUGGCCAAUAAGGAAUUAUCUUACCUGCUACUCCGGCAUCACAGAGAAGCUGCUUCAGCCGGUGCAAACCACCCUCGCAGAAAUCCAGGCCCGAUUAAGGAAUAUGCUGCCUCCUGACGCCAUUUUGGUGGGCCAUUCCCUAGAUGCUGAUCUCCGAGCUCUAGAAAUGAUUCAUCCGAAAGUUAUAGACACUUCGCUUCUCUACACCCGUAAAGGGGGCAGAAGGUUCAAGCUGAAGUUCUUAGCAGCUGCUGUUCUAGGGAAAGAAAUUCAGAGCAAGGCCCAAUUGGGUCACGAUCCCACCGAAGAUGCCCAGUGCGCCCUUGAGCUGGCCCAGUAUUUCAUUGAACGAGGAGCCAGGAAA